Nicotiana tabacum (common tobacco) is the source of this 3210-nucleotide messenger RNA. NCBI's taxonomy places the organism in Eukaryota, Viridiplantae, Streptophyta, Magnoliopsida, Solanales, Solanaceae. The record is from RefSeq and is a predicted model, not a curated record.
CUUUUGACUUGAACUGAUUAUUUUAAAUAUUUCACACUUUAAACAUGAAGAAAGUAAAGUGUGAAGAAGCAAGCAUCAUUUGACGACUAUAAACGUCUGCGACUACUUAAGACUUUUCCUUUGAAUGGCCAAUUUGGCGACUCGACAACCAAACCUGCAGUUAAUAAUUUAACAAGUCUGCAAAGGGUUCCAAAAAUGGAAGAUUUCCAAAUUUGGAUGUUACAAGAGAAAUAAAAUAUACUCCAGCAUUUGGCUUUCAAAGAAUGAAGGCAACAUCAAACGAAGGUUUCAAACUCUUCUUCCUCCUCUGCUUAUUUUCUAUUUAUCAAAUUUUAGGUGCUACAGAUACUAUAACAACAACUCAAUUUCUCAAAGAUGGGGAACUCAAUAUUAGUUCAUCAGGUGGAAGUUUCGAAAUGGGGUUCUUCAGUCCAGGUAAUUCUAAGUUUCGGUAUUUCGGUAUUUGGUAUAAGAACAUUUCUGUCACCACAGUUGUGUGGGUUGCCAACAGAGAAGCUCCUUUAACAAAUACAUCUGGUACACUAAAAGUUAUUAAGCCAGGAUUACUUGUAAUAGUUAAUGAGACUAACCACAUCAUUUGGUCAACAAAUACCUCAAGAUCUGUGCAAAAUCCCAUUGCAAAGUUGCUUAAUUCUGGAAAUCUUGUUGUUAAAGAAGCUGCUGCUGCUGCUGCUGAUGAUGAUAAAGUUGGAAGUUUUCUUUGGCAGAGUUUUGAUUAUCCUACUGAUACCCUUUUACCCGGUAUGAAAAUCGGGUUUAAUUUUGUAACCGGUAAAGAAGUGUACUUGUCAUCUUGGAAAAAUGAGGAGGAUCCUGCUCCGGGUGAUUAUACAUAUCAUUGUGAUCUUUCUGGUUAUCCACAGAAUAUUUUGAAGAAAGGGUCAAAUGUUAUUUACAGGUCUGGACCAUGGAAUGGAUUAAGGUUUAGUGGGGCAACAAACUCAAGAGAAAGUCAAUUUUAUACAUUUGGUGUGUUUUCAACUAAGACAGAAGUGUAUUUUAGUUAUCAGCUUUUAGCUUCAGUUGUUACAAGGUUUAUACUGAAUCAGAAUGGUGCGCUACAACGUUGGACUUGGGGUGAUAGGAAUAAGGGUUGGGCACUUUACCUUUCACUACCAACAGAUAAUUGUGAUACUUAUAGGUUAUGUGGUGGAUAUGGUAGUUGUAACAGUCUGAAUUCUCCGGUAUGUGGAUGUUUAGAUAAGUUUGUGCCUAGAAUUCCUGAAGAUUGGAAGAAAGCGGAUUGGUCAAGUGGUUGUGUUAGGAGGACUGAAAUGAAUUGCCUCAAGGGAGAUGUCUUUUUGAAGUAUUCGAAACUCAAAUUACCAGACACGCGAAAUUCAUGGUUCAAUGUGAGUGUGAACCUUGAGGAAUGUAAGAGAAUUUGCUUGAAGAAUUGCUCUUGUAUGGCUUACUCAAAUCUUGACAUACGCAAUGGAGGAAGCGGCUGCUUACUGUGGUUUGAAGAUCUGCUUGACAUUCGACAGCUAACUAAUGAAGGGCAAGAUAUCUACAUUAGAAUGGAUGCUUCUGAAUUAGCUAGUCAGGAUAAAUCAAAUGGACACAAAGGAAAACUUCUUGCCUGGAUUAUCCCAUUAUCAGCUGGUGUGGUUCUGAUAUUCCUAAGCCUAGUGAUCUUCCACAGAAGAAGGAAGCGAGCUUCAGAGAAAAAGAAAGGAUUUUGGGGGUGCAAUGGCAAUUACAAGAUGGAUUACCACAAUGGAAACCGAAGUGAAGAAUUUGAGUUACCACUGUUUGACUUAUCUACGAUAGCCAAAUCUACGAACAACUUUUCAGAGGAGAGCAAAAUUGGAGAGGGCGGGUAUGGACCUGUUUACAAGGGCAUGCUUGAACAAGGACAGGAAAUAGCUGUGAAGCGGCUAUCUAAGACUUCCACACAAGGACAAGACGAGUUCAAGAAUGAAGUGAUGUAUAUUGUGAAACUUCAGCAUAGAAAUCUGGUGAAGAUUCUUGGAUGCUGCAUUGAAGGAGAAGAAAAAAUGUUGAUCUAUGAGUACAUGCCAAAUGGAAGUCUUGAUUCAUUUAUAUUCGAUGACACAGGAAGCAGGGUAUUAGACUGGCCUAAGCGCUUUCACAUCAUCAACGGGAUAGCUCGGGGGCUUAUGUAUCUGCAUCAAGAUUCUCAGUUGAGGAUCAUUCACAGGGACCUGAAAGCUAACAAUAUUUUACUAGACAAUGACAUGAAUCCAAAGAUAUCAGACUUUGGCAUAGCAAGAAGUUGUGAAGACGAUAAGUUUGGAGCCAAGACACACCGAGUAGUUGGAACAUAUGGCUACCUCUCACCGGAGUAUGCUGUGCAUGGGGUCUACUCAGUAAAGUCAGAUGUAUUUAGCUAUGGUGUCUUAGUGCUGGAAAUUGUGAGUGGGAAAGGGAACAGAAGAUUCUCUCAUCCGGACCAUAGCCUUAACCUCCUUGGACACGCUUGGAAACUCUAUAAAGAAGGUAGAUCAAUGGAAUUACUUGGGGAUUUCCCAAUUGAUGUUCAUUCUACACCUGAAGUAAUACGAUCAAUCCAUGUUGGUCUAUUAUGCGUACAACACUGUCCAGAAGAUCGUCCAAGUAUGUCUUCUGUGGUGAUGAUGGUAAACAAUGAAGGUGAACUGCCACCGCCUAAACAGCCAGUUGCUCAAGAAGAGUGCAGUUUUCUUACAACUUGGUGCAAAAAAUACCAAACGUGUCUUCUGGUCGCAAAAUGUGUUAUACAAGUGUUUAUAUCUCCUGAGCAUUCUGUAAUUUGUUGGAAGAAAAAGAACUUUACCACAAAAUGACUGGUAAUCUUGGCUUUUGUGAGGCCAUGAGCCAAGUAGCAUCAACGGUAGUUCAAAAUUUGAGUAUUGCAGAAGGAAGCUGGAAGUUAAAGGAUCUUACUUUAAGAAUUUGUGGAAAGUUCUGUAGAACAACUAGUGAAAAUUUGAACCAAGAAUUUCAGAUAAUGCAAAGCUAGGGCAAGAUAUCCCUUCAAGGACUACCAGCAACUCUCCAGUUUCCUAGGCAUGUCUGGAUUCAAAAUGUUAAAAGGCGUUGGAAUACAAAUCAUGACACUUCUAUUAGUAGUAAUAGAUUUGUUUAGUUUAAGUUAAAUAUAAUCCCCAGUACAGUCAAACCUCUCUAUAACAGCCUCGUUUGUUCCGAAUAUUUUUGGAUGUUAUAACGAAGUGCUGUUAUAGA